Messenger RNA from Letharia columbiana, 717 nucleotides. RefSeq lists its product as uncharacterized. The transcript has a single exon. Lineage: Eukaryota; Fungi; Ascomycota; Lecanoromycetes; Lecanorales; Parmeliaceae. The record is from RefSeq and is a predicted model, not a curated record. Bases 1 to 717 code for a protein of 238 amino acids.
AUGCAUCCACUCCUUAGCCUCCUAUUCCUCCCUCCGAUCACCCUCCUCGUCACCGCAAGCAACAUCCCCAACAUCCUCCUCACCCCAAGCCUCUCCCCAGCUCCUGAUCUCCACCCAACCACCUCAAACCUCCCCCUCUCGCCCCCCCACAACAACACCACCACCACCAAAACCGACACCCCAUCAUUCCUCAACACCGUCACCUCCGCCGUCCUGAAAACAAUCGCCAAACACCCCACCGCGACCUUCCGCUUCGUCCGCGCCUCCUCCCCCACCGGCCCCACCGCCUCCCUCCCCUCCCUCACCCGCGUCCGCAUCGUCUUCAGCAUCCGGGACGGUCCCACCCACCACGCCUUCCGCAGCCUCCACGUCGACAUGACCCCCGUCUGGUCCGUCUGGGACCCGCCCGUCCUCUCCCCCGACGACGUCCCCGCCGACAUGGGCGCCAUGCACCUGGACGUCCGCCUGGACCUCGACGAGGCGUGGCGGCUCGCCCGCGAAUGGGGCUUCUACCGGCUCUGCGAGGGCGUGCUGCUUUACUGGCCGUCUUCGCCGCCGGCGCCGACGGCGCAGCAGCCGUUUUAUCGGUUCCAGGGUUUGGGGCCCGGGUUGGGGUUUGUGUAUGUGGGGGCUUGGACGAGGGUGGUUACGACGGAUUUGGAUGGGGUGGGGGUGGGGAGGAAUGGGAGUGCGGCUGGGGCGGUGGAUGUGGUGUGA